GGUAAUCAGCUCCCUUUCCCCUUCCCCCCACCUCUUCUAGGUUCUGGGGAGUACCGCGGAGCUACCGGACCUGAUGCGGGCGCCCGGUCGCGGACUGUCCCAUCCUGCUCCUCUGCAGCUCGUGGUGCUCCCGCGCCCAGACUGGUAUCCGGGGAGUGUGACUUGCAGGGUCCGCCAUGGAGCCAGAGCAGAUGCUGGAGGGACAGACGCAGGUUGCAGAAAAUCCCCACUCUGAAUAUGGUCUCACAGACAACGUCGAGAGGAUAGUAGAAAAUGAGAAAAUUAACGCAGAAAAGUCAUCAAAACAGAAAGUGGAUCUCCAGUCUUUGCCAACUCGUGCCUAUCUGGAUCAGACAGUUGUGCCUAUCUUAUUACAAGGACUUGCUGUACUUGCAAAGGAAAGACCACCAAAUCCCAUUGAAUUUCUAGCAUCAUAUCUUUUAAAAAACAAGGCACAGUUUGAAGAUCGAAACUGACUUAUUGGGAAGAACAGAAAAAUUUGGUUUCUACUGUAGAUUUACAUGAUUAAGAGGCAGCUUUAAUUGCCAUGAUUCCCCCCACCCCACCCCACCCCACACUUUUUGGAAGAAUAAGAACCUUCAGGACAACAGAACUUAUUUCGGAGUUGCAGAAGAAGACAUCAUUUCCCUUAUUGAUUUAAUCACAAACUUAUUUAAUGAGUGUGUUCCGUGCAAUUUUUUUUCAGAUUGUCUUUAACUUUGUUUUUAAAAUGACCUUCAAAAUAAACUGUUAAAACAUCA
Dama dama (fallow deer) is the source of this 761-nucleotide messenger RNA. It is a transcript of the gene DPY30, whose product is annotated as dpy-30 histone methyltransferase complex regulatory subunit. NCBI's taxonomy places the organism in Eukaryota, Metazoa, Chordata, Mammalia, Artiodactyla, Cervidae. The transcript is spliced from 5 exons. The record is from RefSeq and is a predicted model, not a curated record. Bases 177 to 476 code for a protein of 99 amino acids. Gene Ontology annotation, cellular component: Set1C/COMPASS complex.